AUGGGUGAUAAUUUAAAAUCAGAAAUUAUUAAAUACGGCGAAAAUACAUCCGUCAGAGGACUAUCAAAAUAUUUCAAGUCGAAAGAUGUCUUUCUGAAGUUGCUGUGGCUUGGUUUGCUGCUGGGCUCGACAAGCUACAUGUCGUACAGACUGUACCUGUUGUUCAGCGAUUAUCUCGAAUAUCCAGUGUCCACAGAGUAUGGAGAAAAAGUUGUAUGGUUUAAAUUAUUUUUGGAAAAUGAUUCUGGAUAUGGUUUAAAAAAUGUCUAUUAUUUAUUUACUUUAUUCUUAAUUAUAAAAGUUUUGAGUAUUUGUGAUAUAGUUUUUAAAUUAAAUUCUGAAAUUUUCGUUUUAAACUUUGAUUUCCAGAUCGGACAAUCAAUAUCAUUUCCAGAUAUCACACUAUGCAAUUUAGACGUCUUUGCAGAAGGAGAACCUAAAGAAAUUUCUGUCAAGGAUUAUUUAGAAAAUUUGGAAAACUUUAAAAAACGGUUUCAAGCAAUACUAAACAAUAAAACAGCUAUUCAAUGGAACGAGCAACAUAUAGAUAUGAAAAUAAAUGGGAGCUCUUCAAUUAAGUUGAGAGAAGUAGACGAAGCAUUUGAGGAGAUGACCUCACUGGCUGGUUAUAUAAUCAAUUUGAAUAGAAGCCGUCCUCAAUCUGUUGACUGUCCGCACUUUGUUGUUGAUUGUAAUUUUUUUGGCACAAAUUGGUUUGAGACCAAAGACAAAUGCUCUGUCAGCAGUUUUGCAAGAGUUUGGAAUGCAAAUUAUUACACUUGUUACACUUUGAAAACUAGCAAGUUAAACGUUAAUAGUUCAACAAAUAUUAGAGGGUUGAAUGUGUUAUUAAAUGUUGGUCCUCCCAACUCCAUUCAAGUGCCCUACAGAUCUUCACUGACAAGUUCUCAAGGCAGAGGAGUGCAGGUGAGUGUGCACAGUCCUGGAACCCCUCCUGAUCUCAAGCGUGGAUUCAAUGUGGCUCCUGGCACUGAAAACAUCGUGGAAAUCAUUCAAACGAACAGAAAUCGCUUAAAGUUACCUUACAACAAAUUGGGAUGCACUGAAGAUGUAACGUUAUUCAGUUCAUCCUCAGUAAAGUAUACACCCGACGUCUGCAUAGAUUACUGUCAGCAAAAUCUUGUGAAAAGUAUGUUCAAGUGUUUCACUCAUCAGCUAAACGUUCCUGAAAAAAAAAUUGAAAAAACUCCGUUGUGUGGAAAUUUGAGUGCUUUCAUGAAUGCCAACAUGUCGAUGACCGACGAUGACAUUUUUUUUAAUUCCAUCCUUCGACUUUCUGGAUCUCUCCUUUGGUCUCAGCUCGACAAAGUUUAUACAAAACUAAUCAAAUACGACGAAAGUACGGAAAUUUGUUCAGAUAACUGCUUGCUGCCGUGCAAAGAAACUGUAUACCAAACGUUCAUCACGUCAGCUGCGUGGCCACAACCAUCUGUGCAGUUUGAUAUUUUUAAAAAAUAUUACAUUAAUGGUGGCUGCAUGGAUAAUGUUAAAAUAAAAAAUAGAUACAUCAAUUAUUUCAACAAACUCUCCAACAACACCAAGAAAGAAAUGUUUUCUUCCAAUUUAACACAAAUGCAAGAAUCUCUACUAGUACUGAAAUUUAUGAUGAAACAGAAUUUUCCAUAUUUCCAAUCAGACAACCCAGCGUACACGGAUGACAUGAUGAUCGGAUCGGUGGGAGGAAUGUUGUCUCUCUGGUUGGGAAUCACAGUGGCAAGUGGAGUGGAGGUCAUAGAGCUGAUCUACUUGCUGUUCAAACGCUGCUGGGAGAAGAAAAUGCAAAAUAAAAACACAACAAACGUGACGGAAACAACCAACGGAAAAGGUGAUCACGUUAUUGAUGAAGAUUUCCCAUCGAUUGCUACUACUUCAACCAAGUUGUAA
This is a messenger RNA of Helobdella robusta, 1905 nucleotides long. RefSeq lists its product as hypothetical. The transcript is spliced from 3 exons. The record is from RefSeq and is a predicted model, not a curated record. Gene Ontology annotation, molecular function: ligand-gated sodium channel activity. The coding region runs from base 1 to 1905 and encodes 634 amino acids. Gene Ontology annotation, biological process: sodium ion transmembrane transport. NCBI's taxonomy places the organism in Eukaryota, Metazoa, Annelida, Clitellata, Rhynchobdellida, Glossiphoniidae. Gene Ontology annotation, cellular component: membrane.